This is a messenger RNA of Falco peregrinus (peregrine falcon), 1595 nucleotides long. Its product is annotated as aprataxin and PNK-like factor. Gene Ontology annotation, molecular function: 3'-5' exonuclease activity; DNA-(apurinic or apyrimidinic site) endonuclease activity. NCBI's taxonomy places the organism in Eukaryota, Metazoa, Chordata, Aves, Falconiformes, Falconidae. The record is from RefSeq and is a predicted model, not a curated record. Gene Ontology annotation, cellular component: nucleus; site of double-strand break. Gene Ontology annotation, biological process: double-strand break repair.
AUGGAACCUUGUUCCACAGAAUGCUCUGGAUUUCCUCUUGAGAAUACCAUGAGAAACAUGGCAGGGAAUGGCAAGACUGGAACAAAAACCCCUGGAAGUUCUGUGGGAAGAAAAGCUAGGCAGCAGCAUAGUAAAUUGUCUAAAAGAGUAGGUCAGAUCUCCAGUAAAGGAAAUAGAAUUGAGGAAACAGUAAACAAAGAGCAGAUGACUGGUUCUGCAAGCCAACAGGCACUGGGCAGGACUUCCUGAUCUUUUGGUGCCCAGGAAAGGACUCUUGAGCCUGAUGCAAAUCUGGAUUAAAGACAGAUUUCUGAUUCAACCAGAAGUGCAGAUACUUCAGAAAGCUCCAAACAGAACAAGCGUAAGAGGACACCUUGCGUGUAUGGAACAGGCUGUUACAGGAAGAAUCCCAUUCACUUUCAGCAGUUUAGUCACCCUAAUGACGAUGACAAUCAUGAAACAGAGAUCGUAACUCAGGAUAACAAUGAUAACCGGCCUGAAUGUCCGUAUGGAACGGCUUGUUAUAGGAAGAAUCCACAGCAUAAACUAGAAUACAAGCACAGUGCACCUCCAGUACCUGAGAGAAGAACACGACAAAAACUUCAAAAAAUGGGCAAAGCUUCCCUGCAGUAGUGGUCAGAGAGGGAUGAUGAACCACAUGAGUAUGACCUUAAUGGCGGCUUUAGAGAUGAUGAGGAAGAGGUGUGCAAACCUACCGAUGAAGACUCUGACUGGGAACCAAGUUCAGAAGACAAGGAUAACAAAGAUGUUGAAAUGCUUUUGCAAGAAGUGUCUAGAUUUGUUAGAACCAAAAAGUAGCCAUAGGGGGACAGCAUUACGAAUGCCCAAGCUGGUUAUGUUAAAACAUGAAUGUGUAAGGAGGGGAAUUGCUUUGAAAGCUAUUUUUUCCUCAGUGAUGUAGGCACUGCAGGAGGAUUUUAGUCAGCGAGGGGAUUCAGCAGUGUCUGUCUUUUCCAUAUGGGUUUUUUGUCUUAUUAAGUGGUGGAGCCAGAGAACUGAGCUCUGAAAGUUUUUUGUGUUUCCUGCCCCCCCCCCCCCCCCCAUCUAUUUCUUAUGUUCUUAUGCAACACCAUUGGUAUUUCAUGGUUUGAAACACAGUUUUAAAGGUUGUUAAUGCUUCAUCUUCCUGUGCUUGAAAUAAAUGCUGGCAUUAGGAAAGCCUUUUCUUUUGCUGAAGCACAGUAUAUACUGUGUUGGAUGAAGGGGAGUUACACUGCCCACCUGCCAUAUCACAGAUUAAUUCUUGGCCAUCACUGGGGAGUUUGUCUAAAUUUUGUUAACGUUCUUUUGAGUUAGUGCAGUGCUACUGGCUUUCCUCUUUGGUGUCAUUUCUUUGGUUCUCUUGAUUAAUACAGAUUAAAUACAGAUUAAUACAGUUAAAUACAGAAUGUGUAAAUCACUUGAGAACAGUAUAUCAGUGUAUCGAACCGCAUACACACAGUGACUAUGGUGUAUUUGCUGUAAUUACAGUAGGACCUCUUUCCAUGCCUGUACCUCACUGGAAUUACAUUCAGUUUACAACAAAGCUUAAGUCUUGAUGACUGUAUUUUUGCACAAUUAAACUUGUAACAUAC